Messenger RNA from Staurois parvus, 828 nucleotides. NCBI's taxonomy places the organism in Eukaryota, Metazoa, Chordata, Amphibia, Anura, Ranidae. The record is from the annotation of a GenBank genome assembly.
AAGGAACUUCAGGAGGAGGAGCUAAAUGAGGAAGCACCAAACAGCCAGAUCCAUGGAAUUGAUGUUUCUAAUGCUGGAGAUGUUGGAAUCUUAUAUGUUGAUAUGCUGAAAUGUAAAACUGAUUUAAAUUACAGGACUGAUUACACCAAUUUUCGGUUCCUGCUUUGGAAAGCAAUGUCACUGUUUCCUGACCGGGUGGAGCCGAGGUCAAGGGAACUUUCCCCUCUCCUGCUCAGGUUCAUAAGCAAUGAAUAUUAUCCAGCAGACUUUCUAGUAGCCCCCUCCCAGGAUCUUCGCAAGAAAGGCAAAGACAAUGCAAAGAGUGGAGUUGAGGCAAAAAGUGGAGCUGAAGAAAGUGUCACUCUAGAAGAGGAUGCAGUUAUGGAAGAGGAAGACAAUGCAGAGUCUGACGAACCCUACAAUACAGGGUUGCAAACAAAGAAAACAAGAAGAGCUGCCUCAAAACAGCUCAUUGAACACCUGAAAGUAUUUUCAAAGUUUUCCAAUCCACGUGCUUUGUUCUUGGAGCCCAAGUUACAUGACCUCUAUACUCAGUUAUUGUGUCAUCAAGAUCAGAAUGUACAGAAAGUUGCACUGGAUUGUGUGCUGAGCUACAAACACCCCCAUAUACUUCCCUAUAAGGAAAAUUUACAACGGCUUCUGGAAGACAAAAGCUUUAAGGAGGAAAUUGUAAAUUUCAGUAUUUCAGAAGAGAAUGCAAUAGUAAAGCCAAUGCACAGAAGUGAUCUAAUUCCUGUGCUUUUGAGAAUAUUGUAUGGCCGCAUGAGAAGCAAAACUGGCAGUAAAACACAAGGCAGGUCAGCUGCA